AUGACGCCCCAGCCGCCCUCGAAUCCGGACGCGCACACCACCGUGAACGACUUCCUCGACUACACCGAGUUCUUCCCCUCGGACCUGUAUCGCUCCAUGAUCCUGAUCAAGGACCUCGACGUGAAGUACAAACAGGCCGCCCAGCACGUCCACGAGCUGACCAAGAGCUACGCCAACCUGCCCAAGGCCCCCGAGAACGAGCGCGCUGAUCCGCAGGAGCUGCGCCGGGAGAUAUCAGUCGCCCUCGAGAAUGCCAUAUUCUUCAGGGAAUCAUCUCACGCCGAGGCCGUGCGCAUCUGCGAAGUGGCAGAGCGCCACGCGCAUCGGAUCGCCAUCAUCAAGCGCAAGCUCCAGGCACUGCCGCAGCCACCUUCGCGAGACCCUACUCCUGCGCCCGUGUCCCCGCAAGCAACGCGCUCCGCAAACAAGUACAAUACCACACCGCGCCUGCAUUUGAACUUCGAUCCUGUCCGACAACCCCAGACAACCAUUCCGAGACCUCGCGACCGGAGUAGGAAGAACACAAUAACACUGGGUCCUUUGGACUCGCCUACACCUAGUGACGUCUCGGAAUGGGGCAGUUCUCGACCUGGCUCCUCUUCUGGGUCCGCUAUCGAGGUAACAAACCAGAAAGGCAUCAAGGUCCCCAAAAAGGGCAGCAGCAAAGUGCCCAAGCCGCCCCGUGUGCGCCCUCCUGGCGCUAUGGGUACGAAUGUGCACAGCCAACUUGCGGGCAUCUCGACAAGCAAUGCGCUCGCGAGGCUAUCUCCUCCUCCAGAGGAUGCUAAACCUGGCAGCCGUUAUCGACCCUGGUUUAAGCUCACCGAAUACGAAAUGGCAUUACUGAGGAAACAAAUGAAGAAGAAUGCUAUUUGGAGCCCUAGCGAUACGAUGAUCCGCCGCGAGUUGCAGAAGAAAGACCGAGGUCUCGAAGCCUACGAGGCCGCGAAGAAAGAGGCCGAGGAAACGGGAGUGCCCCUACUUGACGAAGAAAGUGCUGAUCGGUCAAGCAACCAAGGAGGGCCUCUGGCACCCGGCGAAAUAUCACAUGAUACAUGGGGUGCACAGGACUCGCAGCUUGUAAACCGUGGAAUGAAGCUGAACGAGGCCAAGAGACUCAAGAGAGAGAGCCUCUUGCGCGAGCAGGCCCUCAGAGACGCCAUGGAGAUCGAAGAUGCGAGUCGUCAAAUCAUGGUCGCUGGGACUAGGAUGAAGAAUCUAUUCCCUGGACAAGGUGAAAACGUUACUGUUACUCCGUUGACAGAGAAGAAAAAGGAACCAGCGAGGUCGGCAAGAAAGCGCAAAAGGGACUCGACACCACCAGUUUCGCCCGAUAGCGCUCCCGUGACUACCGGGCCUAAGCGCCUUCGAAUUGCGCCGCCAGUGCCUCCCGUACUUGCCCCUGCUCCCAAAACUCCUCAAACCCCUGUAGCAGUCCCAUUGGCGCCCGCGGGUCCACCAGCGCCCUCCGUCGGUUCCAAGGCUACCUCAAAACCCCCAAGCCGGAAGCCGACCCCCGCUCUUCCGUCGCCGACGGAGAGCAAGAAACCGGCUACCGCGCCUGCGCCUGCGCCUGCGCCUCCGCCUCCGCCUCCACCUCCACCUCAACCACAGCCAACAGCAGCAGCAUCUCGACCUCGCCGCGCUUCUGUUGCACCAAAACAAGCGAGCUCGCCUGCACCAGAGCCAGCUGCUAGUAGUGCGAUUGCACAUCGUCCUCGCUCCUCUCGUGGCGUCAUCACGCCGAAGGCUGCGAGUGCGGAACCGCCAGCUGCUUCGACAAGCAAAACCCGCGACCUGCGGCGAGCAAGCAAUGUCAGCCUUCCCGCUGCGCCUCAGGUUGCGAACGUCCUCGCUACAAGGACCAGUAAUCGCCGAAGGCGGCUUCCCCCGCUUGGCGCUGUUACAGCAGGCGAGGACGGGCAGGCCGGGGUUCAGAUCAGCGUUCUGGAGCGACAGACAGGGUCCAAGAACAAGAAGAGAUCUACGGCUGGAAACGUAGCAGAUGAACCAGAUCAGCCGAUUCGUCCAGGAGAGCCGACUUACUGCAUAUGCAGAGAUGUUAGCUAUGGGACAAUGGUAGCAUGCGAAAAUGAUAAUUGCCGAACCGAGUGGUUUCACAUUGAAUGUAUGGGCAUGAAAAGGGCACCUGCUCAGUCGGCUAUAUGGUAUUGUCCAGAUUGCCGCGUGCUGCUAAAUAAGGAAGAAUUUGGCAAGCCAAUUUCUGCGCCUGCUGCAAGUGUGAAGCGCAGCGGCAGGUAG
Molecule: messenger RNA, 2262 nt
Organism: Mytilinidion resinicola
Lineage: Eukaryota; Fungi; Ascomycota; Dothideomycetes; Mytilinidiales; Mytilinidiaceae
Exons: 4
Coding region: 1-2262 (753 amino acids)
Biological process (GO): regulation of DNA-templated transcription
Cellular component (GO): nucleus; Rpd3L complex; Rpd3L-Expanded complex
Source: RefSeq, a predicted model, not a curated record